Messenger RNA from Hyaloscypha bicolor E, 489 nucleotides. RefSeq names its product Prefoldin. Gene Ontology annotation, molecular function: protein-folding chaperone binding. Lineage: Eukaryota; Fungi; Ascomycota; Leotiomycetes; Helotiales; Hyaloscyphaceae. Gene Ontology annotation, cellular component: prefoldin complex; cytoplasm. The transcript is spliced from 5 exons. Gene Ontology annotation, biological process: protein folding; chaperone-mediated protein complex assembly. Bases 48 to 422 code for a protein of 124 amino acids. The record is from RefSeq and is a predicted model, not a curated record.
CCAAGAUCUCGUUCCAAACCCCUCCAACCCUAGCACUACGUGCAGCCAUGGCAGACGCACAGCAGCAACUUCAGGCACUUUCUGACGAGUACCAGAAGCUGCAGCAAGAUUUACAGAAUAGCAUCACCUCACGGCAAAAGCUCGAGUCGCAACAACAAGAGAAUAAAGGGGUUCAGAAGGAAUUUGCCAGUCUGAAGGAGGAUGCGAAUAUCUACAAAUUGGUGGGACCAGUGCUGCUGAAACAGGACAAGACGGAAGCUGUGAUGGCGGUUGAUGGAAGACUGGAGUUCAUUGACAAGGAGAUAAAGAGGAUAGAGAAGCAGAUCAAGGAUGUACAAGAGAAAAGUGACCAGAUACGAUCACAAAUCAUCCAAAUACAGUCUGAAGUCCAAGCCCCGGCUGCUACUGCGCAAGCCGUAUAGGGAGUUGGGAAUUAAUGGGAGUGUCGGAGUUCAGGAAUGCAUUGCAUGGCGUGACGGAAAUGAAAAU